Molecule: messenger RNA, 2248 nt
Organism: Pipistrellus kuhlii (Kuhl's pipistrelle)
Lineage: Eukaryota; Metazoa; Chordata; Mammalia; Chiroptera; Vespertilionidae
Gene: GRAP2
Product: GRB2 related adaptor protein 2
Exons: 9
Coding region: 233-1183 (316 amino acids)
Biological process (GO): protein transport to vacuole involved in ubiquitin-dependent protein catabolic process via the multivesicular body sorting pathway
Cellular component (GO): ESCRT-0 complex
Molecular function (GO): protein binding
Source: RefSeq, a predicted model, not a curated record
GGGAGGAGGGAGCAAGAAGUAGGGAGGAGGAGGAACUUUAUUGGUUCUGUGAGCAUGUACCCUCUGUUUAGUGUGGUAAUUGGAAGACGGCACAAGGUGUAUCUGUACCCUGAAAUGCAGUAAUUUGGAUGUGAAUGCAUCUUCCUUCUUGCAGGAGAGGAUUCUAAUAACUCAGUGUCAAAGCCAAGAUACAGACUCAACCGCUUCUCUUCUGAAAGCUUCUCCUCCCAACAUGGAAGCCAUCGCCAAGUUUGAUUUCGCCGCCUCGGGCGAGGAUGAGCUGAGCUUUCGUGCUGGAGACACACUGAAGAUCUUAAGUAACCAAGAGGAGUGGUUCAAGGCAGAGCUUGGGAGCCAAGAAGGAUACGUGCCCAAGAAUUUUAUAGACAUCCAGUUUCCUGAAUGGUUUCACGAAGGCCUCUCACGACACCAGGCAGAGAACUCGCUCAUGGCCAAGGAGGUUGGUUUCUUCGUCAUCCGGGCCAGCCAGAGCUCCCCCGGGGACUUCUCCAUAUCCGUCAGGCACGAGGAUGAUGUUCAGCACUUCAAGGUCAUGAGGGACAACAAGGGUAACUACUUCCUGUGGACAGAGAAGUUUCCAUCCCUCAACAAACUGGUGGACUACUACAGGACGACGUCUAUCUCCAAACAGAAGCAGAUCUUCCUGAGGGAUAGGACGCGAGAGGACCAGGGUCGCCGGGGCAGCAGCCUGGACCGAUGGCCCCAGGGAGGCCCACAUACCAGCGGGGCUGUGGGAGAAGACAUUCGGCCUGCGAUGAACCGGAAGCUGUCGGAUCACCCACCACCCCCUCCAUCACAGUAUCCCCCGGCCCCACCGCCGGCGCAGCAGCGGUACCUGCAGCAUCACCACUUUCAUCAGGACCGCCGUGGAGGCAGCCUGGACAUAAACGACGGACACUGCAGCAUGAGCAUGGGCAGCGAGAUGAACGCCACCCUCAUGCACCGGAGGCACACGGACCCAGUGCAGCUGCAGGUGGCCGGGCGCGUGCGGUGGGCCCGGGCGCUGUAUGACUUCGAGGCCCUGGAGGACGACGAGCUGGGGUUCCGCUCCGGAGAGGUGGUCGAGGUCCUGGACAGCUCCAACCCGUCCUGGUGGACCGGCCGCCUGCACAACAAGCUGGGCCUCUUCCCGGCCAACUACGUGGCGCCCAUGAUCCGGUGAAGCCCUUCCUGGCCGGAGGCUCAUGUCUGAGCGGCCGGCAAGAAGCAGCAAGGAGGAAAGGCUGGAAGUGCAUGUGUGUGUGUGUGUGUGUGUGUAUGUGCGCACGUACCCACAUACAUGCCUAUGGGUGCACACAUUUUAUAAUAGUAAUUUAUUGGCAAUUUAGUUGGUUAAUUAGUUGAUAUGAAAGGAACUCAGGUGGAAGCUUAUAUUCAUACUUGUUUUUCUGUCCCCCAAAGGGGUGUGUAGGAGGUGGGGCGCUUGGGAGAGGUGGGGGCAGGGAAACUGAAGUCCUUCCUCUCCUAAAGAUGGCACCACGUCCCCCUGGUCUUGGGAAUUUUCAAGGCGCUGAGCAGAGACCCACACCCGGAGCUGGACGCAGAACCACAGGCUCGGGCAGGACUCGGCCGGCGUGUUCGGGCUCACCUGCACGCCCACUCACCCCGAGGGUUUGCAGGGCGGCCUCCCGCCUGGUCUCCAGGGAGAGCGUGCUGGAUUGAGAAUUGAGGUGCAGCCACUCAAGUCUGAGCUGGCACGGCUGGGUGUGAGGCCUGGGCACGGCCGGCACCCUCCUCUCCAUCAAUGGCUGCUCCUGAGCUGCCGCUCUCCUGCGGCCCGCGUGGACACACGGGGACAUCGUGCGGGGCCAGGCGCUGGGGAGUGAAGGGGCUGUCACACACCUCCCCGGGGCGGGCCAGGUGUACACUCUGUGUCCUGGCUUCUAAGAAAGUGCUUCUCAGAGAAGCCCUGGCCCAGGAUGCAGGCAGAGGUCUUGUUCUGUGGAUACAGAUGUCUCUUCAGGGCUCUGUUUUCUGUCUUGGUUUUCUGCGUUUUGAAGAUGCCUUGCCCAGCGGCACAGAGAGAAGCCCACGCCACAAGAGCGAGGACUAGUGACUGGCUAAUUGGUUGGUUGAACAUGACCCUGGGUGGGGCCUGGAUUUCAGAUGAGCUUCCUGUUCCCCUGGCCGUUGGACCUGCGCUGGCACCUUUCCUCCACCAAGAGCUGCACCUGGGGACCCUCCCCUCUCAGCAUCUCCAAGCGGGCGGUCUCCCAGGCCCCCCCCC